Folsomia candida is the source of this 1220-nucleotide messenger RNA. RefSeq lists its product as uncharacterized. The record is from RefSeq and is a predicted model, not a curated record. Lineage: Eukaryota; Metazoa; Arthropoda; Collembola; Entomobryomorpha; Isotomidae. The transcript is spliced from 7 exons. Bases 1 to 831 code for a protein of 276 amino acids.
AUGGAUCUAGACCACAACGACGUCAUAUCGGAUCUUCUAAAGAAAUGGUUUCUAACAAACAAAGCCGAGUGGAACAAGAACAAACAAGUCACUCCUUACGAACCUUUGCCGACUAUGAAUUCCACCCUGGUUACCGUUGCCCUAAUGGUCAUUGCCCUGUCGUACUCUGAAGGUCGCCGUUUCUUCCAUUUAGCUUCCAAGAGAUGUCUCGAUGCUGAAGGGUGUGGAAACAUAGGUCAAGGAAGUGUGCAAGCUCGAUUAGACCAAACGUGUAGUAAAGCUCAAGAUUGCACCGUGAACAAUACAGAAUGUCGAUAUGGUUCUUGUCAUUGCUUAGGAGGAUUCUACGGGUCGAACUGUGAACGUAUUCAUAAAUACCACACUGUUCAAGUUCACGAAAUUGUCACAAUUGAGGAUCAUCCAUGGGUGAUUGUAAACCAAUCGUGCCUAACCUCAGGAGCUGCUAACGAGUCUUCUUGUCGACACACCCCAUGCUACACCGGCUUUCUAGUUGAUCUAUUGCAAAAGAUCGAUAAACAUGUGGGCGGGAAUCUAGAAAACUGCACAAUCCAAGAAGUUUCCACCUUUGGAAACAAUUCAAACUUGAAUCGAACUUUUACAAAGGACGAUGUCUUCGAAAUUCUCGCUGGAAAUGGAACCGACAUUGGUUUGGCUGCAUUCAGCGGAUUCAGCAUGAAAUACCUUAAAAUACAAACGUCCUACCACUUCAUCUGGAACUUAUUGCGGAAGCCUUCUAAUCGUACGAAUGACGAAAUUGCUAUUGGAUUCCCUAAAGGGUCGAAGGCAGACGACUCGAUAUCUUACGCGUAAGUCCUUUCUUAUCUAGUACGAAUGUCGCAACCUUUAAUUAAACCAUGCAGAGAGUUGGAAUUAUUCCAACAUUGUGAUGAACAGAAAACUCGAUAGUCUAUAUUGCACAUCGCCCUGUUUUGCAAAAACUUUCUCAAUUGUUUUCAACAUUCAAAUUUACAAAUUUCAUUAUUCUUGAAAUGAUACAUUAUCGAGUCAUAUCGGAUCUUCUUAAGAAAUGGUUCAUAACAAAUACCACCCAGUGGAGUAAGGACAAACAACUCACUCCCUAUGAGCCAUUGGUAACGUACUCGUAACAAAAAUAUAUUUUGUUUUAAUUACAUGAAAUCUGUAAGUCGAACAACUUGGGAUAUUUAUAUUUGGUGCAUGAAUUAUAUUUGUAAUGAUUC